This is a messenger RNA of Hordeum vulgare subsp. vulgare (domesticated barley), 825 nucleotides long. RefSeq names its product peptidyl-prolyl cis-trans isomerase FKBP15-1-like. Gene Ontology annotation, molecular function: peptidyl-prolyl cis-trans isomerase activity. Gene Ontology annotation, biological process: protein peptidyl-prolyl isomerization. The coding region runs from base 155 to 628 and encodes 157 amino acids. The transcript has 6 exons. Lineage: Eukaryota; Viridiplantae; Streptophyta; Magnoliopsida; Poales; Poaceae. The record is from RefSeq and is a predicted model, not a curated record.
CACGGGAUUGUUUCCAUUUGUAUACGCGUAUAUCCUCAGAAAACAAAUUUGUAUGCGCGUAUGUAACGGUGCCGAGUAGUCCCGACCAAAAAGUAUACGAUCCGAAGAAACCCUACCUUGGCCGUUGACCAGGUAGCCAGUGCAGCGAAGAGCGAUGGGGACGAAGAAGCCGCGGCUCCUCUGCCUCGCCGUCGUCGCCGUCGCGGCCGUCCUUCUGACCGCUUCGGCCAAGAAGUCCGGGGAUGUUACGCAGCUCCAGAUCGGCGUCAAGUACAAGCCUGAAUCGUGUACCUUACAAGCUCACAAGGGGGACAAGAUUAAAGUGCAUUAUCGUGGGACACUCACUGACGGAUCAGUAUUUGAUUCUAGCUACGACAGAGGUGAUCCCUUCGAAUUUACUCUUGGGAAUGGCCAGGUGAUAAAAGGUUGGGACCAAGGGUUACUAGGUAUGUGUGUCGGCGAAAAGCGGAAGCUAAGAAUACCCGCAAAGAUGGGUUACGGCGAGCGAGGCUCCCCACCAAAGAUUCCAGGUGGAGCGACUCUGGUUUUCGACACGGAGCUCAUCGCCGUCAAUGGGAAGACAUCCGCUGGUGCUACUACCGCGGAGGGCGACGACAGCGAGCUUUGAUACAUCAAAGUAGCUUGACUUGCGUUUCUGCGAGUUCAUUAGCUUUACAAUAGAUUUUCACCAUGUUCAGAGUAUUACAGGACCAGCUAGAUUGUUGUACUGCCAAAUGAUCCCAGUGGCAAACCUACUUUCGAGCAUACCAUGUUCACCAAGAUCUUACAAGGAUAAAGGAGACAGAAAGAGAGAAUUUGAGUUUU